Plenodomus lingam JN3 is the source of this 2211-nucleotide messenger RNA. RefSeq lists its product as uncharacterized. Gene Ontology annotation, molecular function: ferric-chelate reductase activity. NCBI's taxonomy places the organism in Eukaryota, Fungi, Ascomycota, Dothideomycetes, Pleosporales, Leptosphaeriaceae. Gene Ontology annotation, cellular component: plasma membrane. Gene Ontology annotation, biological process: iron ion transport; copper ion import; intracellular iron ion homeostasis. The record is from RefSeq and is a predicted model, not a curated record.
AUGAGGUUGCUGCGCACCUGGCGUGUCUCACUAUGCAACGUACUGCUACUCCACAUAACACUCGUUAAGCCUGAUGGUACUGGCCUCAUAGGAUACGGCAAGAAUCUUUACAAUCCGACUUGUGCUUUUGCUUGUCGUAGUGUGAUCCGCAAACAAACACUGGCAUGCACACCAGCAGCAUCAACUGAGAAUCACGGUACAGCACAUAACCCCGUUUCAACACCCCCAGAAUGCUUUGUGAAAGAUCUGGACUUCCUCAAAACCAUGGCCCUCUGCAUCGACGUCUACUGUGCACUAAGCGACAAACCAACACUGCAUGUGAUCCAAGACUACUGGGCAACACAUCUUGGAACUGGUACACUGGGAAACAGUGAAUACGUUCCCGUCUUAUCGUUUGCAGAUGCUCUGGCAGCUGCUCGGCAAGACGAAGACGCGAGAGGUUUCAACAAUGGAACUAGCAAUCCUCCCACGGUAUCUAUUCCGAGUGGUCUGAAGCCUCCCAAUAUCUCGAGUCCGCUUGUGACGACCACUGGUGGAAGCAGUGCCUUGAAUGAAACGCGAUUUGUCAGUCCUAUACAAUGGCAACUACAGUACAACUACUUGUCCGACUUCGAGAUCAAUGAGAAAGGCCACAGCACAAUGACUAUCGCAAUUGCUGUCGUGGCUAUUGCACUACCUAUUCUAGUCUCUCUAAUACGCUUUGUCCCAGGAAUAACCAAGAGUACCAAAUGGAGCUAUUUCCAAUCUAUCAUGGUCGUUCCGCCGCUUUUUGGUAAACAUCAUCGCAACCCAGUGGCUGGAGGACUGGUGCCCACUCGAGGGCAGAGCCUAUUCAUCUUUACCAUUAGCAUCUUGAACAUCAUCCUACUUUUGGCACCAUACACUAUCACUCAGCCCCAAGCGAGCUUCACGACAAGAGCCAAACAGAUUAUCAGCAUCGUGGGGAAUCGUGCUGGCACAAUGGCCAUGGGGAAUGUUGUGGCUAUGUUUCUUUUCUCGUCAAGAAAUAACGUGCUUCUUUAUCUUACCGACUGGAGCUACAGCACUUACAUGCUUCUUCACCGCUGGCUUGGGUAUUGGACCGCCAUCCAUACUGUGGUACAUUCGUGCAUGCUUUGGAGCUGUUACGCCCAGGCUGGAGCGUAUGAAACCGAGUCCAUCCGACAGUACUGGACAUGGGGCAUCGCAGGGACCGUCGCGGUGUGUGCCUUGAUCCCAACCUCUCUGCUCCCGCUUCGUCAGCGCUUCUACGAGUUCUUCAUUGUCUCGCACGUUGCACUAUCAUUGCUUUUUCUCAUCGGCUACUACUAUCACAUCUGGUAUGUCUAUGAGUACAACUGGGGCUAUGAGAUCUGGAUGUUUGUUGCAGCGGGCAUAUGGGCUCUCGAGAGAUGUAUCAGAAUCGCUCGAAUGGUAUCCCACGGGACCUGUACCGCUAUAGUAACUGUCGUCCCGAACACGGAUAGCGAGUACAUACGAAUCGACAUCAAAGGCAAGGAUUACCCUGCCAGUGUCGUUUUCCUGUGCUUUCCAACCCUCAGCUGGCGGUUCUGGGAGACGCAUCCAUUCUCGGUGAGCAGCGCAACACUGCACCACGAAUCUAGAAUCUCAAGCCCGGGGGAAGUCUAUGAGCAGAAAUUUCCUCGGAAAGUUUCCACACCUAUGGCUAUGAGCGACGCAGAAUCUGACCGCUGUGAAAUCGCUAUGACGUUUUUCGCGCGGGUACGCAACGGGACUACCAAGCUGCUCAGAGAUAAGACUGUUCAAUCACGAGAGGAACACGUACAGCUGCGAGUGCUUAUAGAAGGCCCCUAUAACCACUCUGGCCGUAUUCAUUCGCAGAUAUCGAGGUGUAGCAGCGUCUUGUGUAUCGCAGGUGGGGUUGGCAUCACGGCAUGUCUGCCAUUGCUACGAGCCAGCAAAGCAACGGAUAAACAACUCUUCUGGUCCUGUCGCAAGCCAGGUCUUGUACCAGCUUUGGGGCCUACAUUCGAUGCAUUUCCAUCAAAUAUCAAGGUCGAGACAGCCGUUGGCCAGCGAUUGGACCUGGAGAGCAUUAUCGUUCAAUCGAUGGCCCGUGACGAAUUUGGAGCGAUCGCAAUCAUUGUAUCCGGUCCACCAGGUUUAGCCGAUGCAGUUCGAGAAGAAGUUGUAAAAGUUCAUGCCAACAGUCGGCCUUACGUGUUCUUGGACGAGGCUUUUGGAUGGUAA